AUGGAGACCGCAAUUCAAGAAUUCGCGAACAAGCGAGGGAUGAAGAACCUCGAGAAGAUAACAAAAAUCCCUCUCGAAGGAGAAGGUUCCAUAGAAACUCGUGUCAGCAAGCUAUUCCGCCAUUGGCAAGAAAACCCGGAAUGGAUCGAUGACCUGCAUAACGCUGACGCUAUUUUUAUCGCCACUCACUCCCAAGGAUGCAUUGCUUCCACCCAACUAUUGGAUCGUCUUAUCGCGGACGGACACAUCAACACUGGAAAGAACUGGGAGGCGGUGGUCCGUGCUGGGGAUCUCUACGGUUUUAUGCCGAGAAAAGACCCUCAGCGCCUGUGCCUUCUCGGUCUUUGCGGCGUCCAUCAUGGCCCUCUCUAUUGGCUCAACAAUUCAACAGUGGUGAACCCAUACAUUACGUAUUUCGAGUCUCCCGCUGCUCGCGAACUGUUUGAAUUCCAGGAUUCAGAGAGCGCAGCAUCCAUUAACUACACUGUUGCUUUGCGGCGUGUACUUGAUCAUGGGGCUAAAAUGGUCUAUGUUGCGUCAUUAAAUGAUCAAGUAGUUCCGAUUUACUCCGCUUCUUUCACCGCCGCGUCCCACCCCUCGAUUCUCAGAGGGUUGUAUGUUGACGGGGAUGCCUACAGCUCGAGUGAUUUCCUGUCGAAUCUCAUUGUUAUGCUUCUUCGAAUACGGAAUGCAGGGCUCGAUGAUGGCGGCCUACUGGUCCAACUCUCCGAAGCCACCGCAGGAUCACUAUCUGGCGUAGGGCAUAGCACGGCGUACGAAGAGCUAGCGACUUAUAGUCUCGCCGUUCGCUUCUUAUUUGAAACGAAUGAUAUUCAAGUUCCUACAAGCCUCAAGCUUGAACCUUUCCAAGCACGUGCACCACGGAACGAUUAUGCGAUACCUUGGUCGUUGCGUGGCUUGAUCGAGGACCGCCGGAUUGCGUUGUUGUUCGCGCCAGAACUGGAAGAAUUGCGAGGAGCAUUUGAUCAGUGGCAACCCAAAACAUCGAUCCUCAGAGAUGUGCGGCGCAAAUUGGAGCCGAUUCGCCAAGGUCCCAGGAAAGGCCCUGCUGUGGGUUCAAGCCCUGACCCUGACCCCAGCAGCCUCUCUUCGGGUGAUAGUUCGCGUGCUGUUGGCAGCAAGCUGUGA
This is a messenger RNA of Cantharellus anzutake, 1149 nucleotides long. RefSeq lists its product as uncharacterized. The transcript has 9 exons. The coding region runs from base 1 to 1149 and encodes 382 amino acids. The record is from RefSeq and is a predicted model, not a curated record. NCBI's taxonomy places the organism in Eukaryota, Fungi, Basidiomycota, Agaricomycetes, Cantharellales, Hydnaceae.